Molecule: messenger RNA, 4070 nt
Organism: Larimichthys crocea (large yellow croaker)
Lineage: Eukaryota; Metazoa; Chordata; Actinopteri; Sciaenidae
Product: protocadherin-10
Exons: 4
Coding region: 203-3172 (989 amino acids)
Biological process (GO): homophilic cell-cell adhesion
Cellular component (GO): plasma membrane
Molecular function (GO): calcium ion binding
Source: RefSeq, a predicted model, not a curated record
CACAGUAAUCUGAGAUAGGCUGGUAGCCUUUGCACAUCCCUUUCUCUCUCUCCUCUCUUCCCUCUCACGCAUACAGUCGCUGUUCCAGUCCAACCAAUGUCAAGUUUUUUUUUUCCAGACUGUAUUCUGCCUUAAUCAUCUUAUAUGAGUGCACUACAGACACCGUGCUUGGUGUUAGUUGCGGCAUUGCUCCAGCCUACAGAUGGACACACCAGGCGAGAAGAAAAGACUAUGUGGGAGAUGGCAUGUGGUGUGCUGUUUUGCGUUGUUCACUUGUUUCUUGGACGCAGUCUGGGGACAGAUUCGUUACUCAAUCCCUGAGGAACUGGAGCAUGGAGCUUUUGUUGGCAACAUUGCAGAGGACCUUGGCUUGGAUUUGGACAAGCUCUCUGCGCGCAGAUUCCGGAUAGUAUCAGGUGCCAAGAAACAAUAUGUGGAGGUAAAUUUAGAAAAUGGAGUUUUGUUUGUUAAUGAAAGAAUUGAUCGUGAGGAACUGUGCGAGCAGAGUUUGUCAUGUUCUUUUCACUUGCAAGUGGUCAUAGAAAACCCUCUGGAGCUGUACAGGGUAGAGAUAGAAAUUCUGGACGUGAACGAUAACUCUCCUAGUUUCCCGUGGAUUGAGUUUAAUCUGGACAUAUCAGAGUCCGCUGCGCCAGGAUCCCGUUUCCCACUUGAGAGCGCACAAGACUUGGACGUCGGAUCCAACUCGCUCCGCACCUAUUUGCUGAGCGUCAAUGAGCAUUUCCUUUUGGAUAUACAGACGCGCAGUGACGGCAGCAAAUUUGCGGAACUAGUCUUGCAAAAACCGCUGGACAGAGAGCAGCAAAGUGCGCAUCAAAUGGUCCUAACGGCGGUGGAUGGGGGCGCGCCGGAGAGAUCAGGCACUGCGCAAAUUGAUAUCACUGUUCUGGAUGCAAAUGAUAACGCUCCAGUGUUUGAUCAGUCGUUUUACAGAGUGAGGCUUGCUGAAAAUGCACCAAAGGGCACUGUUGUCAUAAAACUCAACGCGUCCGAUUUAGAUGAGGGUCCUAAUGCUGACAUUACCUAUUCAUUCAGUGGCCACGCUCCCAUCAAAGUGCGCCAGCUUUUCAGCGUGGACUCGCGCACAGGGGAAAUCAAAGUCAAAGGAGUGAUCGAUUAUGAAAAGGUCAGGAUGCAUGAAAUCUAUGUUCAGGCUAAAGAUAAAGGUCCCUCGGCUGUAGCAGUUCACUGCAAAGUGCUGGUGAACGUUUUGGAUAAAAAUGACAACCUCCCAGAGGUGAUCCUGACAUCAGUGUCCACACCUGUGCAGGAGGACGCGCCCCCGGGCACGGUGAUUGCAGUUAUCAGCGUAAUGGACAAAGACUCAGGUGAAAACGGGAAUGUGGACUGUGAGAUCCCACAUCACGUCCCGUUUCAGCUCCACUCAUCGUUUAAGAACUACUACACGUUAGUAACUUCAGAUUUUCUGGACAGGGAGGCAGUACCAGAGUUCAACAUCACCCUUACAGCACGAGAUAUGGGCUCCCCACCUUUAUUCACGAGGAAAACUAUUUUGGUCCAAGUGUCUGAUGUGAAUGAUAACGCACCGCACUUCAAACAACCUUCAUAUACGGUGUAUUUAACUGAGAAUAACGCACCGGGAGCAUCGAUUUGCUCUGUGAGCGCACUGGAUCCGGAUUCUGGUCAGAAUGCAUACCUCUCCUACUCUAUACUAGAUGGUGAUAUACUAGGAAUGCCCAUGUCCACGUACGUGUCCAUAAACUCAGACAAUGGGAACAUUUACGCACUGAGAUCCUUUGACCACGAACAACUUAAAAACUUUCAGAUCACGGUUCAAGCUCAAGACGCCGGUUUCCCACCUUUGAACAACAACGUUUCCGUGAAUAUCUUUAUUCUGGACCAAAAUGACAAUGCACCUGUCAUUGUGUCACCGGUUCCGCAAAAUAAUGGCACGGCACCCUGCGAAGCUGUGCCCAAAUCAGUCGACGCCGGUCACCUUGUCACCAAAAUCAAAGCGGUGGACGCAGACGCAGGUCAGAACUCGCGUCUUUUUUAUCAAAUGCUCCAAGCAACAGACCCGAGCCUGUUCAGCAUCGCUCUGUACACGGGCGAAAUCAGGACGAUACGCCAGUUGGUGGAGAAAGACCCCACGAGGCACAGGCUGGUCAUUCUUGUGAAGGACAAUGGUCAGCCACCCCUCUCGGCCACAGUUUCCAUCAUUCUGUCAGUGGUUGACAGCCUGCCAGAUUCGCAGCCCGAUUUGGGUGACCUGUCACAAAGCCCGCAUCACAGCUCCAACUUCACCCUGUACUUUAUCGUGUCUCUGGGCGCAAUCUCCUUCACGUUCCUAGUGGCUAUAAUCGUCCUGGUUGCAGUGCGGAGACUGAAGGGCAGAACGUCCAACAGAGAGUCCAACUUCCCCUCCAUCAGCGGGUGCUGUGGCUGCUGCUCUCGCUCAGAAACAUCCACCACGACAGAGGUGUUCAAAAAGUCCAACUUAAAUGUCCGGAUGUCCUCAGGCGCGUCAGGCUGCGCGGAGACAAACAGCAACGGCGCACACCCUCAGGUCUACUGCUACAAAAUGUGUCUGACACCGGAAUCGUCCAAAAGCGACUUCAUGUUCCUAAAGCCUUGCAGUCCGGUGAUGUCAUUUCAACAGAACAACGCAAAGAGCACAGAUUACCUGACUUCUGGAUGGAGCGCACUGGACCGUAACGAACUCACCAAAAACAGAGCAGCAACUCCAAACGAGCAGCUUAAGUAUUCCUACAAGGACUGGACCUGGACCAAGAACCAGCGCAACUCAGCAUACAAGAGGUAUAGUUCAGCAAAUAUGGAGAGCACCCUUUCUCGUCAACAAAAAUACGACGCCUCCGUAGCGCCACAGUACUGGACCUGGGGGAACCAUAUGCGAGACUGCAAGGUGUCUCUUCAAGAGGGAGCGGUUCCUAACUACUCAUGGGCACCGAAGUACACUCAGCCAACUCAUUCUGAGCCACCAGACUACCAGCACAAUGUCUAUAUACCUGGCACCACAUCUGACUACAGCACUCUGAAGCUGGCACCCAGAGGGGAGCUGGAUGUGUACAACACUUUCUCUACUUUUGGAAAGAAAAAGAGAUUCAUCUCACACUACGAACAGUCUUUUGACAGAGACGACGAUCUCUUAAGCAAUUCCCUGUUCAAAUGAUACACCAGCUUUACUGUAUGUGCUAUGCCAUUACUAAUUCCAUGUAGAGCUAUAAAUUGCUUCCCCAGUGGACCGUGGACAAACUCUCCUUUUUCAGUGGACUUUAAUACCAUUCUUUACCAUAAGUGUAUAUUUAUUUGUUCAAAUUCUGAAGUGUAAAUAAAGUAAAUAAUAUAUUCUGAGUCAUAGUAGGAUCUUCGGGUAGCAGACAUUGACUUUUCCAUCGUGGAUUCGUAGUCUAGUUUAAGGCAUUAAACUGGGACACUCGAAAGAUGGCUUUUCAUUUCCAGCGAUGUGAUUUGAUCUGUUUGUAUGUCAUAGUGAACGUCUGAACUCCAAAAAAAAGGUUUUUGAUGUUAACAGCCUUCAGUCUGUUACAGAAGGAUAAGUCCUUGUACUAUUCCCUUUAUGUAGACACAUCUUUUUGUCUUAGAGGGAUAGCUGCUGAGUGUCAACUGUACUAGCAAAAAAACCAUACAUCAAAGUAGAGGUUUCUACCUAAUGCUCAAUAUAUGUAUUUAAGAAAAGAAAUAUACAAGUCUACAUUUGUGGGUUUUAUUUGUCACAAAUCUCUUGGAUAAUCAAGCUGUGCUCAGUUACAGUUGUCUUAUAAGUUCAGCUUCUGCCAUCCAGUCACGCCUGGUGCACACUUGAUAUCAGAAAUAUGACACAUCACAUCAAACUGUUGAGGCUUAUGAUAAUGGCACGAUUGUAACUGGCAUUCCAGAUUUGUAUUUAUAAUCGAGUGUGAUUUGUAUAGAUGAUUUCAGAGUUAUGUAAAGGACUAAUCCUUAUAUAUAUUCUAUGUACAGUAUAGAUUAAUAUCAACAAAUCUGUCCCCAACUUUGUAGUUGUUUUUUGAGAGAACAACCUUAAUUUUGUUGCUGUCAUAUGCUGA